Molecule: messenger RNA, 1891 nt
Organism: Phanerochaete carnosa HHB-10118-sp
Lineage: Eukaryota; Fungi; Basidiomycota; Agaricomycetes; Polyporales; Phanerochaetaceae
Exons: 5
Molecular function (GO): protein binding
Source: RefSeq, a predicted model, not a curated record
AUGUUCCCGACCUCCGAGUCUUGCUUGGCUCCCCUGUCCUUUCACACCAACGACAUGGCCGAGCUGGCUCUGACCGACGUGGACGGCGAUGUCCUGGUCGAUAUCUUCCUGCAGCUCUCGGUGAAGGACCUCCUCAGGGUGCGGCAGACCUGCAGGUAUCUGUACGACCUCACUCACACCAAGAAUGUCUGGGUCCAUAUCCUCCGUCGUGACCUCAUAUCGGCCCGUCUACCUUUUCCCUCGUGCUGCAGGCCAGUACGGGACCUCACAGGCCCGCAGCUCGAAGCGCUACUCAGCCACGCGCUCUGCCUGGAGCGGGAUAUACUGCAGCCUCCUGAACGACGGUCUCUCCACAUCGUCCCCCUGCACCAGAAGCGAUCAGUGACAUGGGUCAAGCUCGUUCGCGCGCAAUGGCUCGUCGUAGCCGCCUCCGACGCCAGCGUCAGCGUGCUUUCCAUCUGGUCGCUUGCGUCGCUGCUGGACAGCCGAGGCAGCCAGGGCCUUCUGUCGGAAAUCCAUCUUUCUGGCCCCGUUCGAGGAGCAAUCCUGGACCUGGCAGACGACCGAGAUGGCCGGGACGACCAAGUGAUAGUAGCGCUCGACAUAUGCUCCCCGCAGCCGUCUAUACAGGUUUUCCAGCUAUUCGGCGACGGGGCCGGGGUUCCGACAUUCUCUCAUCUGGUGACUCUGGAUGACGCUGCCCAUCUCCGCGCGUUACGGGGCGCCACCAUAUGUUUCGCCCUGCAUCACGAACUGAGCGUCCCAUGCGUCUGGGACUGGCAGAGAAACGUCGUGGUUCGCCUGUGCGACCAGCCCGAUCCUUUGGGCGGAUGCAUGGCAAUGGAUAUAUGGGAUAAUUUCGUCGCUGUCGUCACGCCCGAACGACUGCAGCUAUUCAACACUCUGAACGACACGGAAAUGGCCGUGCGGAAGACCCUGCUAGAGUUCCGUGGCGAAGUCAGCUUUGCCGACGUCGUCUUCUCCAGCCGGCCCUCCGACGGAGCAACAGACGGCACGGGCGCGAGCACCCCCAUGAUCCACCUCUGCAUCUGCGACUACCUCGGGCUGCACGUCUUCCGCCUCCUGGACGUCUCCAGCGAGCUCCAGCACUUCUACGACGUGCGGCGGUGGUCCUCGCCGCUCCCGCUCGUCGCCGACCCCGCGUUCAUGCCGUACGAGGUCGCCCCGCGCUUCGGGCCCGGCUGCACCUCCGUCUCGUGGAUCAACGCGUUCGAGGUCGGCAAGGGCGCGUACACGUUCGCGAACGGCAGGCUGCCUGCGGUGGGCGCGCGCGCGCCGCGGUGGCAGCGCACCCCGGACGACGGGCCCUGCUUCCGCCUCGCCGCGCCGCACAUGCCCGCGCUCUACUUCCACGCCGUGCGCGACCUCGACGAGGCGCUCGGGCUCCUCGUGGCCGGGAACGCGUUCGGCGAGUUGGUGCUGUGCCGGUUCGGUGGGUCUGCCCUGCGGGAGCUCGAUGGCUGCUUCCAGGAGGUGCGGCUGCCCACCAUCAAGAACGGUUUGCCGUUCCAGACCACAACGCAGUCAACACCGGCCCCGCCUUUCCCGUACGCCGGCCCCCACCGCCUCUCCGACGCCUCGGCCCAGACGCUCCUCGCCACAUGGAAGGCCCACCCACCCGCGCAACGCGCCAACGACGACGCCGCCCACGACUGGCAGACGCCCGCCUCCCUCGCGCCGCCGCUCGACCCGCUCUGGCACGACCUCUUCCUCGCCCGCCACGGGCGCGCGGCGCGCCUGCUGCACGCGCGGCACUACCUCGGCACGCCCGUGCCGCUGCUCUUCGACCGCGCGCGCACGCGCGUCGUGCUCAGCGUCGGCGGCGUCCGCUUCGUGUGGUGCCCGCAUCACGACCACGAUGGUGACGCGC